AUGCGCUUGCUGGGGACGCCGCCGCUGCGCUUUUCCUUGGCCGCAGCCGCCGCCGCCGCCUCCUGCCUGCUGCUCCUGCAGGUGGACGCCUAUUUCGGCCUGACUGGGAAGGAAGCUUUAACUCAGUUUCCUCUGCUGGGGCCCUCGACAAACCCUGCCCACGGGAAGGCUCACUUGAAGCAAUGUGACCUGCUCAGGCUGUCCCGGAAGCAGAAGAGGCUUUGCCGCCGGGAGCCAGGUCUGGCUGAGACCUUGCGGGAUGCCAUCCGGCUUGGGAUCCUUGAGUGCCAGUAUCAGUUCCGUAACGAGCGUUGGAAUUGCAGCCUGGAUGGGAGGGCCGACCUCCUGAAGCGAGGUUUCAAGGAAACGGCCUUUCUGUAUGCGGUGUCUUCAGCGGCACUCACCCACUCUCUCGCUCGGGCUUGCAGUGCUGGGCGAAUGGAGCGCUGCACAUGUGAUGACUCGCCAGACUUGGAAAACCGCAAGGCUUGGCAGUGGGGAGUGUGUGGGGACAACCUCAAAUACAGCACCAGGUUCCUGAAGAACUUCCUGGGCCAGAAGAAGGUUGGGAAAGACCUGCGGGCCAAGGUGGAUAUCCACAACACAAAUGUGGGCAUCAAGACUGUGAAAAAUGGCCUCAAGACCACCUGCAAAUGUCACGGUGUCUCUGGGUCCUGCGCCGUGAGAACCUGCUGGAAACAGCUGUCCCCUUUCCAUGAGACGGGGAAUCUUCUCAAGUUGCGCUAUGAUGGUGCCGUCAAGGUCUUCAGCACUACUAAUGAUGCCGUGGGCCAUUCAGAGCUGGUGAGCCCUCAGAACCAUGGCCAUUUGGCCAAAGGCCCUGCCGCUCCGCGUCCCACUGACUUGGUUUACAUGGAAGACUCUCCCAACUUCUGCCGGCCCAGCAAGUAUUCAGUGGGCACUGCUGGAAGGACGUGUUCCCGCGAGGCCAACUGUGACAGCAUGUGCUGUGGCCGAGGUUACAACACUCAGACUCACAUGGUCACCUUCUCCUGCCAUUGCCAGGUGCAGUGGUGCUGCUAUGUAGAAUGUCAACAGUGCAUGCAGGAAGAGGUGGUUUAUAGCUGUAAGCAGUAAAAUGUUGACUUGUGGCUGCUGGAGGAAGACAAAGACAGGCCACUUCUUCUUUGGAUUGCACAAUGUUCUAGUAUCACACUUCGCAUCCCCCUGGAACUCUGGAUGCCCCCUUCAUACUAGGAAUGAACGUUAAUCUGGGAAGAACGUGUCAACUGGAAUGGUUCUACAGCACUGGAUCUUGUUCUGUGUGCACAGCAGUCGUAGCAGUGAAAUUCCAGCUCUGAGAGGCUGAACAUCCUAAAAGGUCAAGGACCUACACUGUAGAAAAGGACCUGCAUUACACUGAGUGAGGCCAUUGGUCCAUCUAGCCCAGCACUGUCCACUAUGACUAGGAGCCAGCUGUCCAAGGUUCUCAGCCUGAGGACCAUUCUAAGUGGAAGUGCCCGGAAUUGAAACUGGGGACCUCAUCCAUACAAAGCAUGGUUUCUCCUGCUGAACUAUUGCCCUUCUCUAGAACAAGACAAAGGAUAGGGGCAGGGUGGGGAGGCCUUUACAAUGAGUGGGAGCCAUUUCCCCUCUAAGGUGUCUGCUCAGUCAGUCUUAGAUCCUGCUUCAGUUGAAUCAGGAAGGUCCCACUCUGAAUAUAUGUGCGCACACUGCCUUGGUACUGCCGCCCAGCACAAAACUCAUUCUGUGCACAGGUGAGAAAUUAGAACACUGGGUGGGAGGAACUAUAUAAUUAGACUCCAAUCAGGAACUGCUGAGGUUAGGGGGUCCCCUUGGCCAAGCACAACAUUCUGCUUGACCAUGUUGCUCCUGUGGCUAAGUGGUGUGUUCUAGCAUUGCAGUCCUUCCCCUGGCCACACAAAGCAUACUUACUUGUACAGAAAGCUGGGGGAUUUGACUGUAAGCAUGUAUUAUAUUGUCUGGUAGAUGUGGUGUGUGUGUGACAGACAGUUGAGGAAGCAGAGAUGAGAUGCUGCAUUCUAAGGGACUGAGCACUUGUAGGAGGGGCAUGGAAUGAGAAAAACGACAUGUUGGCAGCAGAUACAGGGUAUGUGUUUUGAGGAGGGAGGACAAUGUCAACAUUUUGUUAAGCCUCUGUAGAGCUGAAACUUGGGAGAAGGAAAAACUUUGUGUUUGCAGUUGGAUACCAAUGGGGUACUGGGGUGCUUGGCAUCUGGCAGGCUUAGGAACUGCAAGUUGCUUACCUUUAACUGGAGUUCUUCUGGAGGUUAUCUGUCCAGUCACACAGAUGGGCUUCGAGCUUACGUGAAGAAACAUCCAGGAGAAAAACUUACAAGCUCUUCUCUUUUCUCUUGUCUCUUCUGAUAGGCAGAUAGGCUCUUCCCCCUUGUAGGAGUGUGCACGGUUUGGCCCGGGCACAAUGUAAAAGACCUCCGGACCGGUUCGGAGGUUCAGGAGGGCAGGUGCAUGUAGCU
Messenger RNA from Hemicordylus capensis (graceful crag lizard), 2480 nucleotides. It is a transcript of the gene WNT9B, whose product is annotated as Wnt family member 9B. The transcript is spliced from 4 exons. The record is from RefSeq and is a predicted model, not a curated record. Lineage: Eukaryota; Metazoa; Chordata; Lepidosauria; Squamata; Cordylidae. Gene Ontology annotation, biological process: neuron differentiation; canonical Wnt signaling pathway; multicellular organism development. The coding region runs from base 1 to 1098 and encodes 365 amino acids. Gene Ontology annotation, molecular function: cytokine activity; frizzled binding. Gene Ontology annotation, cellular component: extracellular region.